This is a messenger RNA of Saprolegnia diclina VS20, 821 nucleotides long. RefSeq lists its product as hypothetical. Bases 31 to 708 code for a protein of 225 amino acids. Lineage: Eukaryota; Oomycota; Saprolegniomycetes; Saprolegniales; Saprolegniaceae. The transcript has a single exon. The record is from RefSeq and is a predicted model, not a curated record.
CAUUUUUCGACGCGCACGCCAAUACGACGCAUGGGGCUGCAGUGGGCGUGGUAUGGCUCAGACCUCGGCGGGACGCGGCCGUGCGCCUCCACGUACGAGCUCUACAAUACAGCGAUUCCCGAGAUUCCCGCCGCCAAGUACGCGAACUUGGCGUUCCUCCCGGACGCACCGCCCCGUACCGACCCUAAAGACGACGAAAGAGGCUUGCAGACGCGCGAGCUCCUGACGCGCCUCGAGACCACACACGCGCUGCCAGCAACGUUCAAGCGACUCAUGGCCUCGCGAGAGCUCCAGGCGCUCGUACCGAGCUGCACGUCGUCGUACUUUUACCUCGGCGAGCCCGUGUACGUGCCGACGCUGGAGCUUACAUUGCUCCUCUUCUACCGCGACCAGCAAGACUGCGUGCUUUGGUACCUCGUACUCGACGGCGCGCACGCAGGCUGCAUUAUCUCAGCGCCGCAGAUUUUAAAGACGCCAGGCAGCAUCGCCGACGACAACGGCGUGGACGACGCGGACGAUGUGUUUACUGCGAUCCAAGACGAAGCCGUUCGCUGCGCUGCGUCGUUCGACGAGUUCGUCUACCGAAUCUGGGUCGAGAACCACAUUUGGUAUCAGCAAAACGGCGUCCCUCGCUGCGUGGACUCCACUGCAUUCGUCCAGGCCGAGUGCGACUGGUACCUCGCGGCGACGAAAUCGCUUAGCGGAUAGGCCAUCGUAUCUCGAUGGAUCACUGCACCGAUCCAAGAUAGCUAUCCAAGAUAACAUUCAAUGAGUGAUAGCAUGGAAUGGGCGAGAUGCUUCUUCUCGAUUGGAUACCUCGC